GCUCCGAUCCCCUCCUAUAAACCCGCCGCCCCCUCCCCCCACCUUUCCCCAGAUCAAAACCCCUCCUCCCCAUCCCCUCCAUCCCUCGAACCAUCCGUCCGUCGGCCAUGGCCACCGCCGCCGCGUCCCAGGUGGCCUUCUCCGCGCCCGUCGGCGGCUCGGACCGCGCCGUCAGGAGCUCCGGAAUCCAGGGCAUCAACAGUCUCAGCUUCAGCAACAAAUCAUGGAUCGGCACCGCAUUGGCGUGCGACAGCAAGGCCGCGGCACAGUCGAGGCAUCUCUGCAGGGCGGUCCAGCAGUCGAGCAAGAGCAAGGUCUCCGUCGCGCCCCUCGACCUGGAGAGCGCCAAGGAGCCGCCGCUCAACACCUACAAGCCCAAGGGGCCUUACACGGCCACCAUUGUCUCGGUUGAGCGGGCGGUAGGCCCUAACGCCCCAGGAGAGACGUGCCACGUCGUCAUCGACCAUGGUGGCAAUGUGCCGUACUGGGAGGGGCAGAGCUAUGGGAUUAUUCCUCCGGGAGAGAACCCAAAGAAGCCUGGAAACCCACAGAAUGUCAGGCUGUAUUCCAUUGCAUCUACUCGGUAUGGGGAUUCAUUUGACGGGAAGACUGCCAGUUUAUGUGUUCGCCGUGCAGUUUAUUAUGAUCCUGAAACUGGCAAGGAGGACCCCUCGAAGAAUGGUGUCUGCAGUAAUUUCCUAUGCAACUCAAAGCCUGGGGACAAGAUUCAGAUGACAGGGCCCUCUGGCAAAAUAAUGCUCCUACCUGAGAGUGAUCCAAAUGCAACCCAUAUCAUGAUUGCCACUGGCACUGGUGUUGCUCCCUACCGCGGGUACCUACGCCGCAUGUUCAUGGAAGAUGUCCCAAAUUUCAGAUUUGGUGGCCUGGCUUGGCUCUUCCUUGGUGUGGCUAAUUCGGACAGCCUUCUUUAUGACGAAGAAUUCACAAGCUACCUGAAGCAGUAUCCAGACAAUUUCAGGUUCGACAAAGCACUAAGUAGGGAGCAGAAGAACAAGAGUGGCGGCAAGAUGUACGUUCAGGACAAGAUUGAGGAGUACAGCGAUGAGAUUUUCAAGCUUUUGGAUGGCGGUGCACACAUCUACUUCUGUGGUUUGAAAGGAAUGAUGCCAGGGAUUCAGGAUACACUCAAGAAGGUGGCAGAGCAGAGAGGGGAGAGCUGGGAUCAGAAGCUAUCGCAGCUCAAGAAGAACAAGCAAUGGCACGUUGAGGUUUACUAGGAUCGGAACCGUUCAGUUAUCUAUGAUUUGCUCUGCUGUGAGACGAUGUCAGAAAAAGGCAGAACACACACAUGGGAUGAUUCUUGUGAUGGUGUAGAAUUAUCAAACAUUAUUUUUGAGAGAAUCAUAAGACUGUCCAUGUAAUUCAUAAGCUUCUGCAUCACAUGAUGCGUGAAACGAAGCAUGUAACUUUUGUUAUAAUUUCUUGAGGUGUUUUGUCUGAAGCCGAAUUUAAGCACCUGUCCUGGUUGUUCAUGGUCUCAUGGAUGAAGUGCAAUACUAUAUUGUAGAUUGUUAUUCAUUCAAAUAUUCAGAGGGCAUAUAAAUAUUCUGUGCGUACUUCA
Triticum dicoccoides is the source of this 1582-nucleotide messenger RNA. Its product is annotated as ferredoxin--NADP reductase, root isozyme, chloroplastic. NCBI's taxonomy places the organism in Eukaryota, Viridiplantae, Streptophyta, Magnoliopsida, Poales, Poaceae. Gene Ontology annotation, molecular function: oxidoreductase activity. Bases 108 to 1238 code for a protein of 376 amino acids. The transcript is spliced from 6 exons. The record is from RefSeq and is a predicted model, not a curated record.